AUGGAGCGAAACAUAGAUAUUUAUGCCACCAAGCUUGGCGAUGAGAAGCUGGAUGUGAAAGUCCGAGCCAAUGUUGCUACCGAAUUACGAGACAGCAUUGAGCCCCUAUGCUCGGGCGCGAGCUAUCCCAUAUUCCUAGCGAAGCUAUGGCCGGUGUUCAAAACCAUUCUGAAAGGCGACCCCGUCUUUCUUAGCAUGUCUUACGACCAAAAACUACGAAACUGCAUCCUCGAGACACUACAUCGAUUACCGAUGGGAUCACCGGACGUGGAGCCGUAUGCGGUUGAUAUGGUUGAUCUUUUGAUGGAACUUGCGCGAAUCGAGAACGAAGACAAUGCGGUGCUAUGCAUGAAAACCAUCAUGGAUUUAGAGAGGAAUCAAGCCAAGGCUACUUCAGAUCGGGUGCAGGGCUUUUUGGAGCUAAUACAGGAAAUGUUCCAGACCAUGGAGCAAGUGGUCAGGGAUACUUUCGAUACACCCAACCAGGCUACACCCUCAGGUAUGCCAUCAACGCCUAACGCAACCGCACAGAACUUCCAGUCUCCCCGGCCAAGCUCGCCUGCUACUUCUGUCUCAGAUCUAGGACCUGACCAGCAGUCGAGUAAUGUUCUGCUCAAGGGCAUGCAGUCAUUCAAGGUCCUUGCAGAGUGCCCUAUUAUAGUUGUUUCGAUCUUCCAGACGCAUCGGGCAUCGGUUUCGGCUAACGUCAAGCUGUUUGUGCCGCUCAUCAAGACAAUUCUACUACUCCAGGCGAAGCCGCAGGAAAAGGCACAUGCGGAUGCCGCGGCGCAAGGAACAAUAUUCACGGGAGUCUGCAAGGAAAUCAAGAACCGUGCUGCGUUUGGAGAGUUCAUCACAGCUCAAGUGAAGACAAUGAGUUUCUUGGCAUAUCUGUUGCGUCUCUAUGCCCAUCAGCUGCAGGACUUCCUUCCCACCCUUCCUUCUGUUGUAGUACGCCUCCUCCAAGAUUGUCCACGCGAGAAGUCGGGUGCACGAAAGGAGUUGCUGGUCGCCAUCCGACACAUCAUAAAUUUCAACUAUCGCAAGAUAUUCCUUGAGAAGAUUGAUGAGCUUUUGGAUGAGCGGACUCUCAUCGGAGAUGGCCUCACGGUCUAUGAGACUAUGAGACCACUUGCUUAUAGCAUGCUGGCUGAUUUGAUUCACCAUGUUCGUGAUCAUUUGAGCCGAGACCAGAUUCGGCGAACGGUUGAGGUCUAUACCAAAAAUCUUCACGACGACUUCCCCGGCACAAGCUUCCAAACCAUGAGUGCAAAACUUCUCUUGAACAUGGCGGAGAAUAUCUCCAAACUUGAAGAUAAGCGUGAGGCACGCUAUUUCCUAAUCAUGAUUUUAGAUGCUAUUGGUGACAAGUUCGCAUCAAUGAAUCACCAGUUCAAAAAUGCUGUCAAGGUUUCUAGGGCAUACAAAGCUUUCCGAAAGGACACUGAGCCGUGCGCUGAGAACUACCUGGCGGAGAAGGACCAACCACCAGACUGGGAUGAGAUCGACAUUUUCUCAGCUUCUCCCAUCAAGACAUCUAGUCCGCGCGACCGUGGUGGUGACCCCGUUUCGGACAACAUCUUCCUGUUCCGAAACUUGAUCAAUGGGCUGAAGAAUAUCUUCCGGCAGCUGAAGAAUUGCAACCCGGAUGAUAUUCAAAUUGAUCCCAAUAGUGUCCCCAUAAACUGGUCGGAAGUCUCGUAUGGCUACAAUGCAGAGGAAGUCAGUGUCAUCAAGAAGCUUUUCCACGAGGGAGCGCGUGUGUUCCGCUACUACGGGGUAGAUCAGCCACCUCCUGACUUGAACUACGCAUCUCCAUUUGACUUCCUUGCCAGCCAAUACACAGCACCGAUGACACGUGAAGAAAAGGAGCUGCUGGAAAGCUUCGGCACUGUCUUCCACUGCAUUGAUACCGCAACAUUCCACGAAGUCUUCCAUUCCGAAAUUCCAUAUCUCCAUGAGCUCAUGUUUGAACACGGGGCUUUACUUCACCUGCCUCAGUUCUUCCUCGCCAGCGAGGCCACUUCUCCUGCAUUCUCCGGCAUGGUCUUACAAUAUCUUAUGGAGCGCAUUGAUGAGGUCGGGACCUCAGAUAUGACAAAGGCCAAGAUACUGCUGAGGAUGUUCAAGCUUUCCUUUAUGGCCGUGACAUUGUUCUCAGUGCAAAAUGAACAGGUCCUCCACCCUCAUGUAACGAAGAUCGUGACCAAAUGCAUUGAGCUUUCAGUCACAGCCGAAGAGCCUAUGAACUACUUCCUUCUGCUGAGGUCUCUCUUCCGAAGCAUUGGUGGUGGGCGCUUUGAGCUUCUCUACAAAGAAAUCCUACCACUUCUGGAGAUGCUCCUCGAAACGUUCAAUAACUUGUUGCUUGCAGCGCGCAAGCCGCAAGAACGCGACCUCUAUGUAGAACUGACUCUCACAGUUCCCGCUCGACUGAGCCAUCUCCUUCCUCAUCUCAGUUAUCUGAUGCGUCCUAUUGUGGUUGCUUUGCGGGCCGAUUCUGAUCUCGUCGGCCAGGGCUUGCGUACUCUCGAGCUCUGCGUGGACAACCUCACAGCUGACUAUCUCGACCCGAUUAUGGGCCCAAUAAUGGAUGAAUUGAUGACCGCGCUCUGGGAUCACCUGCGUCCGUCGCCUUAUAACCACUUCCACGCACACACCACCAUGCGCAUCCUUGGAAAACUUGGCGGACGGAACCGGAAGUUCCUUAACCACCCUCCCGAAUUGUCCUUCCAGCAAUUCUCUGAUGACAAUCCCAGUUUCGAUAUCAGACUCAUUGGCCCGAAUGAGAAACGGCCUUUCCCUGUUGAUAUUGGUAUUGACCUCGCUGCGGGUAAACUCAUGGAAGUUCCGAAGACGGAUGCUGGGAAAGCUUCAGAUAUUUACUACAAACAGCAAGCCUACCGGAUGCUCAGUUCCCACCUUAAGCUCCAAAUUGGUUACGACAACAUUCCCGAAGAUUUGGCAGCCUCGAUCAGACUUCAUGCGAACGAUCUUUUCGAGAAUAAGCCUGGUGCUAUGGCAGAUAUUCUCGACAAAUCUGAACGAUCGGCCUCUAUUCCGAAGAAGGUUGCGCAGGAAGCAACAGUGAAGAAGUUGAUCAAGGCCUGUAUCUUCGCCACUACUAUUCCUGAGCUUGAGCAAACCGCUACGGCUUUUGUUGCCGAUGUUUGCAAGCACUUCGCCCUUGUAGAGGUUGGUCGUGCGCUGGCCCAAGUCAGGCACGGCCGGAAGGCCUUUGACGUUGCGAACGGGGAAGGUCCUGUGUACUUGGACUCCAGGAUUCUCGCCGAGGCUUUGGUCGAGUGCCUGUCAUCUGACGAAGUCCAAGUCCGCGAGGCAGCCGAACAGGCGAUGGUGGUUGUGAAGGAUGCCGCUGGCGUCAUCUUUGGAUCUCCUGAGAAGGCGGCCAAGCUCCCAUUCUUUGUGCAUCUGGGCCGUGUCUUCUGCCACAGCUGUUACAGCGAAGAGUGGUUCACUAAAGCCGGUGGCAGCCUAGGCAUCAAUCUGCUCGCAACCAAGCUGGACUUGGGUGAAACAUGGCUUUAUGAGCGACACGUCGAGUUUUGUCGGGCUUUGAUGUAUGUCAUCAAGGACACGCCUGCUGACCUCCCCGCCGCCACUCGCAUCCAGUCACAAGAGACGAUGACCUUAAUGUUGCGACGUUGUGGCAAGCUCAUUCCCAAAGAGGAUUUGAAGAACGAAAAGAGCCGUCUGUAUGCGCUCUCUGGGUUCUUCGUCUAUGAACUUGGGCACAUGAAUAAACAUGUUCGAGAGACUGCUCGUCGUUGCUUCACCACAUUAAAGGAUGUGGUGGGCUGUGAGGUGCACGAGCUCAUCUUCCCCGUUAGAGACCGUCUCUUGCAGUCGAUUUUCAACAAGCCCCUGCGUGCUCUACCUUUCCCGACGCAGAUUGGUUUCAUCGAUGCCAUCACAUACUGUUUAAGUCUUCACCAUGAUAUCGUCACCUUCAAUGAACCGCUCAACCGCUUGAUGCUGGAAUCACUUGCUCUCGCGGACGCCGAUGAUGAAUCUCUUGCAUCUAAGCCCAACGAGUUCAAGAACGCAGAUAUGAUCGUGAACCUUCGUGUUGCUUGCCUUCGCCUCUUGUCUAUGGCGAUGAGCUUCUCAGAGUUUGCCAACACGCCGCAGAACACCAGCAGGGCUCGCAUCAUUUCCGUUUUCUUCAAGUCACUCUACUCUAGGUCACAGGAAGUAAUCGAAGCUGCGAAUGCUGGUCUUCGGGAUGUUCUCACUCAAACCAACAAACUGCCCAAGGAUCUGUUGCAAAAUGGAUUGCGCCCCAUUCUCAUGAAUCUUCAAGAUCCCAAGCGCCUGAGUGUUGCUGGAUUGGAUGGUCUAGCUCGUUUGUUGACGCUGCUUACGAACUAUUUCAAAGUUGAAAUUGGUGCUCGUUUGCUUGAUCACAUGAAAGUCAUUGCGGAUGAUGCUGUCCUGCAGAAAGUAUCCUUCAGCCUCGUUGAGCAAAAUUCGGCUAUGAAAAUUGUGGCUGCCAUCUUUAAUAUUUUCCACCUUCUCCCACCGGCAGCUACCUCGUUCAUGGAGCAUCUUGUUAACAAGGUCCUGGAUCUCGAACUGAAGCUACGACGCACUUCGCACAGCCCAUUCCGCAAGCCACUAGUGAAAUAUCUAAAUCGCUACCCCAAAGAAAGUUUGGCCUUCUUUUUCGCUCGCUUCAAGGAUGAACGAUUUGGACGUUUCUUUGGACAGAUCUUGGCUGACCCGGAGAGUGAAGCACUCCGAAAUGCCGUCGUUGCUGAUACGGAUGGCUUCUCCGCUGCCGCCUUUACUCAAGACGCUGGCGAUGGCAAAAACACCGCUGCUAUCAAUGGAGUCUAUGUUGCGCACUCCAUCUGUUCCUACAGCUCAACUAAGCGCUGGCUGGUGUCGCACGCUGAAAUGAGAACCAAGCUCCUCACCUCUGGCAGAGACCUUGAGAGGAAGCUCCGUGGUGAUAGUCUGCCGGCUGAUGAGCGACUCCGGGUCGAACAAGCCGAAGACCGAUUGAUGGAUAUCUUCACCAUGUACUUAACCGAGGCUACCCAUGAUUUGGAUUUCCUCUUUGAAGUGAUCGAUGGACUGUCCGCCGAUGAGUUGAAACGCACACUUGCUCUUCCCAGGUUUAUUUACAAGAGCAUCAUCUCCAACGAGUCUAUUGAUUACCGGCGGUCUGUCAUUAUGCGCUGUCUCGAUCUUUACGGCCAGAAAAGCUGCCCGCAGAAGACCAAGACAUAUGCUUUCCGCCACUUGCCCCCAAACACUCCCAAGCUGAUGGACAAGAGCAUGACCGAGUCUAUUCAGAGUCGGUUGUGGAAGCCGCAACUGGCGGAUCUAAGUGAGGAGUCUAACCAAGCUGGCGUCGAUCACUCACGCAUGGAGUUGCUUCAAUUGUCUGCUCUGUUGAUCAAGUAUCACUCACAAACUGUGCAGGAUUCCCGCAAAGACAUUAUCAAGUUUGCCUGGAAUUACAUCCGUCUUGAGGAUAUCAUCAACAAAUACGGAGCCUACGUUUUGAUCAGUUAUUUCAUUGCCCACUACGAGACUCCGUUCAAGAUCGUCAUUCAGGUCUAUGUUGCACUCCUCAGGGCUCACCAGAACGAAGGCAGAGCUCUCGUUACCCAGGCUCUCGACGUCCUUGCUCCUGUGCUCCCCACGCGAACAGCCAACAGCUCGGGUGCCGAGGCACGCUACCCACUGUGGGCCAAAUGGCCUCGUCGCAUUCUGGCUGAGGAGACCGCCAACUUGCAGCAGGUCAUGAGUAUCUUCCAGUUCCUGGUUCGGCAACCUGAUCUCUUCUAUGAGUCAAGGGAGCACUUUGUGCCUCUUAUCGUCCCGUCCUUGGUUAAGAUCACGGGUCCCCCGAACACCUCGAAUGAUAGCAAGAAGCUCGCGCUGAACUUGAUCAGUCUUAUCUGGCAUUGGGAAGAAAAGCGGACUCAUAAUGCCGAGGCUCACCAUUUAACAAAUGGCACAUCCGAGUCUCCAGUCGCAAGGAAGCGUAAGCUAGACGAAGUCCAAGAGCCAUCCCCGUCCCCCGCACUUGGACCUCCUAGCAGCCGCGAACGGUCUGAAUACACCGUGCCCAAUGAUUUGCGUGCGUCAUUAAUCAAGUACCUCAUCACCUUCAUCACCACGAUCCCCGAAAGAUUCCAGGUCCCGGCUGCUAAAAUUCGCCAAAUGCCCACAACGAAACAACAAAAUUCUGUGCCCACCGGAGAGAUGAUCAACAAGGCCAUUAAUUUGCUCCGCAGCCUUCUUUCACCCGAGUAUUGGGGCGACCUAGAUAUCGACCUCUAUCAAAAAGUGACAGAGCCGAUUCUCGUUGGUGAAAAGGGCGACAAAAUCGAGGAUAAAAUCACCUACAUGGUCAACACGCUCCAGGUGCUGAGGGUCUUGAUCGCGGCUAAGCCCAAUGAGUGGAUCGCUUCUCGUCUUCCUGUAAUUCAAAAGCUUCUGGAAAAGCCUUUGAAAUCAGACAACCCAGAAAUUCAGGACUGUCUGCAUGGACUUGAAGAUGACAUGGAUGUUGUGCACAAGCUACCGCCUCCUGUUCGGCAUGUGCUCGAGGCCAUCCCAGACGAACAGCCUGAUGAUGAGGAUGCGAUGGACACGGAGGGCACACCUUCAGAAUUUGGCUCAUAUUUGUCUACCAUUGCCACCGAGACACUCUCUGCUAGCAACUAUGUGUCAAGCUUGAAUAUCUUAUGGACGCUCUCCAAGAUCAAGCCUGCCGAAAUCGAUGCACACAUUCCUGCGGUGAUGAAAGCGUUCUCAACCAAACUUGCCAAAGAACACGUCGCUGCGUCGACGCAGAAUGGCGCCCAACUGCAGAAUGGUACCAAGCCUGCCGAGGGAGCUCCAACUACAGACCAACAAGAGUUUGAACUUGGAGUUGAUCUCAUCCUCAAGACUAUCGAGCUCAUUUCCGUCAGAAUGUCUCACUUGGGUGAUCAACGUCGUCCAUUCCUCAGUGUUCUCGCUCAGAUCGUGGAACGAUCACAGACCAAUGAACUCUGCAGUAAAAUCUUGGGCAUGGCCGAAUCUUGGAUCUUCCACUCCACCGAGUCAUGGCCGACUUUGAAGGAGAAGACUGCCGUCUUGCACAAGAUGCUGCUCUUCGAAUCUCGCACUGAUCAGACAAUGUUGAAGAAGUUCUUGGAUCUUGUCAUCCGAAUCUACGAAGACUCCAAGAUUACUCGGACUGAAUUGACAGUCCGCUUGGAGCACGCCUUCUUAAUUGGAGCCAGAGCACAGGAUGUCGAAAUGAGGAAUCGCUUCAUGCAGAUUUUCGAUAAGAGUUUGACUCGUCUCGCCAGCUCGCGCCUUAGCUAUGUCCUGACCUGCCAAAACUGGGAUACUCUUGCCGAUUCUUUCUGGCUGGCCCAAGCAUCUCACUUGGUGCUUGGAUGUGUCGACAUGACCACCACUGCUCGGUUGCACCAUGAAGACUUUACCCUAUUCCCCGUGUCUUUCCUCUUCGGUAGCGGUGACAAAGAUCCAAGGAAGGCUGAUAUAAUGGUUGACAACCAGCUGGAAGCUUUCGUCGCCGAGCGUAGGCGAUUCAUGUCCGAUGUUGGCGAUGUCCGAGUGCGUGAUCUGAUAGAGCCUCUGUGCCAGCUUCAGCACACCGAUUCGAACGUCGCGUACAAAUUGUGGACAACGCUCUUCCCCCUCUUCUGGUCUACACUUUCCAACAAGGACUGUAUUGAUCUAGAGAAGGAUAUGGUCACAUUACUCACCCGUGAGUAUCAUCACAGACAACUCGAUAAGCGGCCCAACGUCGUCCAAGCUCUUCUGGAAGGCACUGUGCGAGCUAGUCCUCGUUUCAAGAUUCCUCCCCAUGUCAUCAAAUAUCUCAGCCGGACCUACGACGCUUGGUACACUGCUGCUACUUACCUUGAACAAACCGCCAUCAAUCCUAUCAUUGACACACCGACUGUGCGUGAGAGCAACCUAGACGCCCUGGUAGAGGUCUACGCGGGACUCCAAGAGGACGACUUUUUCUACGGAACCUGGCGUCGUCGUUGUAAGUUCGUUGAAACCAAUGCUGCCCUUUCGUACGAGCAACAAGGAAUGUGGGACAAGUCCCAGCAACUGUAUGAGAACGCCCAAAUCAAGGCUCGUUCCGGUGCCAUGCCAUUUUCCCAAGGCGAAUAUUUUGUGUGGGAGGAUCACUGGUUGAUCUGCGCCCAAAAGCUUCAACAGUGGGAGAUUUUGAGUGACUUUGCCAAACACGAGAAUCUUAACGAUCUUCUGUUGGAGGCUGCUUGGAGAAACAUUGAGAAUUGGCAGAGUGAGGGUAAUCGCGAGCAGCUUGAGUCAUUGAUUAAGUCUGUAUCCGAUGCUCCAACACCUAGACGCACGUUCUUCCAGGCCUUCAUGGCUCUUCUUCAAUACCAUACGAAGAAGGACAACAUUCAGGACUUCAACAGUGUCUGCGACGAGUCCAUCCAGCUCUCCAUCCGCAAAUGGUUGCAACUGCCAAAACGCAUCACCAAUGCUCAUAUUCCAAUCCUGCAGCAUUUCCAACUCUUAGUUGAGCUUCAUGAUGCUAGCCACAUCUGUGGCAGCUUGGCCCAGACAAACGAAAGAAACUUGGAUACCAAGUCUGCCGAGCUUAAGCUCUUGCUUGGAACCUGGAGAGACCGCUUGCCCAAUCUCUGGGAUGACAUCAACACAUGGCAAGAUCUUGUCACCUGGCGUCAACACAUCUUCCAGCUCAUCAAUGGCACUUAUCUUAGUCUUUUGCCUCCACAGACGAACAAUGUGGCUAGUAACUCCUACGCCUACCGGGGAUAUCACGAAACAGCUUGGAUUAUCAAUCGCUUCGCCCAUGUCGCUCGGAAGCACCAGAUGCCAGAGGUUUGCAUCAAUCAACUGAGUCGCAUUUAUACCCUACCAAACAUCGAAAUCCAAGAGGCCUUCCUUAAGCUUCGGGAGCAAGCUAAGUGCCACUACCAAAAUCCGAAGGAAUUGAACAGCGGUCUGGAUGUGAUUAACAACACCAACCUCAACUACUUUGGACCGCAGCAGAAGGCCGAAUUCUAUACCCUCAAGGGCAUGUUCCUUGCCAAACUUGAUCAUGUCAAUGAGGCCAAUGAAGCAUUUGGUGUUGCUCUCUACUAUGACCUUCGCCUUGCGAAGGCCUGGUCAGAAUGGGGCCAAUACAGCGACCAGCGUUUCAAGGCCGACCCCACUGAUUACGAGCUGGCUAGUAAUGCUGUGAGCUGUUAUCUGGAGGCGGCUGGUCUCUAUAAGAGCGCCAAAUCACGGAAGUUGCUCAGCAGAAUUCUUUGGCUUCUCAGCCUCGACAAUGAGGAAGGAAAAAUUGCAAGUGCAUUCGAAAACUUCAAGGGAGACACACCUGUUUGGUACUGGAUUACCUUCAUUCCUCAGCUGCUCACUAGCUUGUCUCAUCGGGAGGCGCGCCUCUGCAAGGCCGUCCUAGUGAAGAUUGCCAAGUUGUACCCACAAGCUCUCUUCUUCCUGCUUCGUACAAACCGAGAGGACAUGCUUAGCAUCAAGAAACAGCAAGACCAGAAGCAGGAGAAACUGAAUCGAGCCAGACUACAGCAGCAACAGCAGCUAGGAUCGUCGCCAAACACGAAGUCAAAUUCCGUCACCGGUGCCGAUAGCUCUCCUGCCCAGAAAGCCCAGGCUGCAAGUGCAGGCGUUAGUGCCUCUCCGUCAGUUCCCCCUGCUAGCUCACCCGCUACACAGAACCCAGGCCAGUCCCCGGCCCAUCCCCACAUCGGUCUCCAAGCAUCCCCACAAGCCGGCCAAACCCCAGCUCAGGCUCAACAAACACAUUUGCAAGUGCCUGGUCAGCCUGGAGCACCGCUACAGAGCCAAAUCGCAUCCGCGGAUGGCGACAAGGAACCUCUCAAGAAGCCCUGGGAGUACUCAGAUGAAAUCAUGUCUGGACUCAAGACGGCCUUUCCCUUGCUCGCUCUAUCUAUGGAGACGAUGGUCGAUCAGAUCCACAAAAACUUCAAGUGUCCCCCAGAUGAGGAUGCUUACCGUCUCAUUGUUGCUCUUUUGAACGAUGGGCUGGCUUAUGUUGGCCGUAUGCCUGGUUCUUAUGCCCAGGACUUCAAGUUGCCUGCCGCAACUGAAGCCAAUAUCACUAGAUUCGCAGAGACCAUUCUCCCAGCUCAUAUCCGCAAAUCGUUCGAGGCUGACUUUGUGACCAAGAAGCCCACGAUGAACGAGUACAUCCACAAGCUGCGGCGCUGGCGUGACAAGUUCGAGGAAAAGCUCGACCGCCGCUCGCAGUGGACAUACCUGGAAAACUCUUCGCCACAUCUAAGCGAGUUCCGUUUCCUCAAGUUUGAUGAGGUUGAGGUCCCUGGUCAGUAUCUUCUCCAUAAGGAUAAGAACCAAGACUUUGUCCGUAUCGAUCGCUUCCUCCCCGAUGUUGAUCUUAUCCGGGGUAUUGGUGUCUGCCACCGCCGCUUGAAGAUUCGUGGACACGACGGUAGCAUUCAGGCAUUUGCCGUUCAGCAUCCCGCUGCUCGCCACUGCAGGCGCGAAGAACGGAUUCUCCAACUGUUCCGUAUAUUCAAUGGUUUGCUUGCAAAGCGCAAGGAGAGUCGUCGCCGCAACUUGUAUUUCCAUCUCCCAUUAAUGGUGCCUCUUGCACCACACAUUCGUUUGGUGCGCGACGAUUCCUCGUACAUCUCCAUGCAAGGAAUUUACGAGGAUUACUGCCGGCGCAAGGGAAUUAACAAGGAUGACCCAGUCCUCUUUACAAUGGACAAGAUGAGGUCAUUAGCAGAAACAAAACAAAAUCGCACACCCGAUCAGCAGCAGGUCCUUCGCACAGAGAUUCUCACUGCUAUUCAAGACAAAUGGGUGCCCAGUACUGUGGUGUUGGAAUACUGCCAGCAGACGUAUCCCAACUUCUCGGACUUCUGGCUGUUCCGCAGGCAGUUCUCCUACCAGUACGCCGCUAUUGCGUUCAUGACCUACGUUAUGCAUAUUGGCAACCGCUAUCCGAACAAGAUCAUGAUCUCCCGUUCGACAGGUGAUAUCUGGGGCUCUGAGUUGAUCCCUACCAUCAAUCCAGCCAAGGCAUUCUUCUACAAUCCUGAGCAAGUUCCCUUCAGAUUUACACCCAAUAUCCAAACUCUAUUGGGUCCAAUUGCCACAGAAGGUGUUUUCGCCUGCGCAAUGAUGGCGAUCGCCCGCUGCUUGACGGAGCCACGACACGAGCUGGAGCAACAGCUCAGCAUUUUCGUCCGCGACGAGAUGAUGUUCUGGGCCACUGCCCAGCACCGUGGUGCUCUGCCUCCUGGUCAACUCCGCGACCUGGUGUACAACAAUAGCGAGAUCAUUGUCAACCGUGCUGUCAGUCUCGCUAGCCCGCCCGAGGGUAAUUUGCCUGCCAACCAGACCACCAUCGACUUGAUCUCCAAGGCAGUGAACCCUCAGCAUCUGGCGUCGUGCGAUGCAUUGUGGAUGCCGUAUCUGUGA
This is a messenger RNA of Penicillium paradoxum, 11496 nucleotides long. Its product is annotated as histone acetyltransferase TRA1. Gene Ontology annotation, molecular function: transcription coregulator activity; protein binding. Bases 1 to 11496 code for a protein of 3831 amino acids. Gene Ontology annotation, biological process: DNA repair; regulation of DNA-templated transcription. The record is from RefSeq and is a predicted model, not a curated record. The transcript is spliced from 5 exons. Gene Ontology annotation, cellular component: nucleus; SAGA complex; NuA4 histone acetyltransferase complex. Lineage: Eukaryota; Fungi; Ascomycota; Eurotiomycetes; Eurotiales; Aspergillaceae.